Molecule: messenger RNA, 2192 nt
Organism: Daldinia decipiens
Lineage: Eukaryota; Fungi; Ascomycota; Sordariomycetes; Xylariales; Hypoxylaceae
Product: Arylsulphatase
Exons: 3
Coding region: 316-2112 (598 amino acids)
Biological process (GO): phenol-containing compound metabolic process
Molecular function (GO): glycosaminoglycan binding; arylsulfatase activity; N-acetylglucosamine-6-sulfatase activity
Source: RefSeq, a predicted model, not a curated record
AUGCCACAUAUUUGCUGUCAUCAUCGGUAUAUGAAAAUGCGGGGUAAAGAGGCAAGCUCCGGCAGAGAGGUAAAUAGCUGACUUUCUAUGCCGCAUACAACUACAUAUCUUUCCUCAUUCGUUAAUACUGAGGUCCGAAAGAGGAUCAACAUACACUAACUCUUGUACUUAACACAACUAUAAUACUCCAAGAGCUGAUGAGAACAUAUGAUGAUCAAGUUUCAGAUCAACUCGUUGGAUGCUACUUGAAGAACACCUAACGUACAUCACUCUCGAGUAAUUCUAGUUUCGGUCUAGAAAGCUUGGAUACUAACUAUGAGAAUAUUAUCUUCUCUCCUCUUUUCAUAUUUGGCUUAUGGAACGGCAACUUUUGGACCAGCCAAUCAAAAACCAAUAACCCUUACAGAUGGCUGGACUGGACAACAACCACAAUCACAACCUAAUAUUGUAUUCAUCCUCACCGAUGACCAAGACUUACAUUUGAACUCGAUUGAGUAUAUGCCAUUCUUAAAAAAACAUCUAAUUGAGCAUGGCACUUUCUACAAGAGACACUUUUGCACGACUGCGCUCUGCUGCCCUUCUCGCACGACUAUAUUCACUGGUAAAAAUGCCCAUAACACCAAUGUUACCAAUGUAGUUCCGCCAUACGGCGGAUACCCUAAAUUCAUUAGCCAAGGUUUGAACGAUAACUAUCUUCCAGUUUGGCUUCAGGAGUCGGGCUAUGGAACAUACUAUACGGGAAAGCUUUUUAAUGCACACUCGGUUGAUAAUUAUCAUUCGCCUCAUGCUGCUGGCUGGACUGCUUCUGACUUUCUAUUGGAUCCAUUCACAUACUGGUAUAUGAAUAGCACAUAUCAGAGAAACCGAGAUGCGCCAGUGAGCUUUGAAGGGCAACAUAGCGUCGAUGUUCUUGCAGCAAAGGCACUAGGGCUAUUGGAUGAAGCAUUUGAAACCGGGAAACCUUUCUUCCUUGGUGUUGCUCCAGUCAGUCCUCACGCAAAUAUAUGGGCUCCUAAUUUCAAAGACGGUGGCCAUGGCGACUUAGAGAAGGUCGAGUUUUCACCGCCGGUGCCAGCUGAGAGGCAUGCCAACCUAUUCCAAGGCACCAAAGUCCCGCGGACGAAGAAUUUCAACCCGGAUAAACCAUCAGGCGCCAGUUGGAUCCGGAAGCUACCGAAGCAGAGCCAGGAAACAAUCUACUAUAACGACCACUUCUAUCUCCAGAGACUGCGAGCCCUCCAAAGCGUCGACGAAAUUGUGGAUUCGCUUGUUCGACGUCUGGACGAGCUCAAAAUCCUAGACAGUACGUACAUAGUCUACUCUACAGAUAAUGGUUAUCACGUUGGUCAGCAUCGGAUGCAACCCGCAAAGCAGUGCAGCUUCGAAGAAGAUAUCAAUAUUCCGCUUAUCAUUCGAGGACCUGGAGUCCGGAAAAAUGUGAGUAGCGAUAUUGUAACUGCACAUACAGAUUUAGCGCCUACCUUUUUAGAAAUAGCAGGCGCUCCUAUGAGAGACGACUUCGACGGACUCGCUAUUCCGCUUACUGGAGAAGGUCUCGUAGAAGCUGAAGAGACGCGGCAUGAGCAUGCUUCAAUAGAACACUGGGGAUUCGCCUCAAAUGAGGGGCAGGUGCUUGAUUCAUAUCCGAGACUACACACGAAUAACACUUAUAAAGCUCUUCGUGUCAUUAGCAAGACGUAUAACCUCCAUUACCAGGUGUGGUGUAAUAACGAGCGAGAGCUACACGACCUGACAACAGAUCCAGGCCAAAUGACCAAUCUCCUACACCCAGAUGAGGAUGCCCCAGAGACCAUAGCUGGAGCGCCCCUCGACAAGGUUGUUGCCAGACUGGACUCUUUACUCUUUGUAUUGAAGUCGUGUAAGGCAGAGACCUGUAUCUAUCCAUGGAAGGCACUUCACCCGGCCGGUAAUGUUGCCAAUCUGAAAGAUGCGCUUUCCCCGCGGUUCGACGCCUUCUAUGACGACAAGUCGAGAAAAGUCAAGUUUGAUAGAUGCGAGAUGGGUUUCAUACUCGAUGCUGAGGGGCCACAGUUCGAGUACGAGAGUAUUCUUCUCUCUAGUCUUGAUCCGAACUGGCAUGAGUGGACCUAGUUCCUUAAGAGUAAUAUGAAUGUUACUUUGAAACUUGAUGAAUAUUAACCAUAUUAAAACGGUAGACUCCUAUAAUUAGG